Messenger RNA from Gopherus flavomarginatus (Mexican gopher tortoise), 2783 nucleotides. Its product is annotated as toll-like receptor 2 type-2. Gene Ontology annotation, cellular component: membrane. Gene Ontology annotation, molecular function: protein binding; triacyl lipopeptide binding; transmembrane signaling receptor activity. NCBI's taxonomy places the organism in Eukaryota, Metazoa, Chordata, Testudines, Testudinidae. The coding region runs from base 390 to 2783 and encodes 797 amino acids. The transcript is spliced from 2 exons. The record is from RefSeq and is a predicted model, not a curated record. Gene Ontology annotation, biological process: immune response; inflammatory response; toll-like receptor signaling pathway.
UAAACAGUAACUUCUGCAUCAGUUUUCUAGCACAACAAUAAAUGUGGCAGAAGUUUAACUAUAAAGGAUGGUGCAGUGGGAAUACUGAACAAUCCUACUCAUUCCAAAAGCAAAGAAUUUGUAGAGUGAGUGCAACAGUUACUUGAAGUUUAUGGGACUGAGAGAGUUAAGGAACAUUUGGAAAUUUGUUAGCGUGAAGCUUUCACUGCGCAGGACAGAUCAAAGUGUUUGCCAGCCUGAGAGCUGGCAUAGCAUCAGACCAGGGUCCUUCCAUUGUUUAUCAGCCAAAACAUUUCCAGCUCCUGUUGCCAUGUUGCAGAUGAGAAGACUCCAUGGAUCCUAAUGCAUGAGACCAAUACAAAACACUGGCACCGAAGCUGUAAGCCUCAAUGUUGAACCAAAGAAAAUCAAACACUAAGCAUAUUUGGCAAGUAUGGAUCUUCUAUAUGGUCAUAAGUGCAAAUCGCUCUGAAGAGAAAGCUACGACGCAGGUGUGUCCUUCAUGUGAUGCCACACAUUUCUGUGACUGUUCUUCAAUGGAUUUGAGCACCAUUCCUUCAGGACUAACAACUGAUGUCACGGGGCUAAAUCUGUCCUACAACAGCAUAGAACAUGUCAGAGAAAAUGAUCUGAAGCUGGGUGUGAAUCUGAGAGUGCUGCUGCUACAAUCCAAUCAAGUUAGGACAAUAGAUAAGGAUUCAUUUAUUUUCCUUGGAAAAUUGGAACAUUUGGAUUUGUCAAAUAAUAAGUUGACUCACUUGUCACCCAUUUGGUUUAGACAUCUUUUUUCCUUACAGCAACUAAACAUACAGGGUAAUUUAUAUACAACACUGGGGGAGAAUCCCUUGUUUUCUAAUCUCAAAAAUUUGAGAUAUCUGCACUUGGGGAAUAACAAUUCCUUCUCUGCUAUACAGAAGCAAGACUUUGAUGGCAUUACAGUUCUUGAGCAACUUGAGAUUGAUGGUCAAAGGCUCAGGAAAUACGAGUCAGGGAGUUUGGCAACAGUUAACAGCAUAAAUCAUAUCAUCAUAAACAUAAAUGAUGUUCAGGUGUUAUCGGUGAUGUUGGAGGAUCUUAUAAAUUCUGCAAUAUGUAUAGAACUGAGAAAUAUAGCCUUCAAUACAGCUAAUGAAUCUUCAUUACUCGAGCCAAUGAGUCAUUCUAUCAUGAAGAAACUUGUGUUAAAAAAUGUUUUGUUUACAGAUGAAAGUGUUAUCAGAGUAUUAAACAUCUUGGUGCAAGCUAAACAAUUUUUGGAGCUGCAAGUGGACGAUUCUGUACUACGGGGAACUGGAAAAUGGCAUGGGCAAAUUGAAGUAAACAGAGAAAGUGCCAUUGAAGUAAUCACAGUACAGAAAUUAGCUAUAGAACAAUUUUAUUUGUUUUCAGAUCUUCAUGGUGUGGAAAAUCUUCUAGGUAACAUUACCAAAACCACAGUUGUAAAUACCAAUGUGUUCUUGGUGCCUUGCAGCAUUUCAAGCCAUUUUUCCUCACUCCUUUAUCUUGAUCUCAGUGAAAAUUUGCUUGCAGAUCCAAAUUUGGAACACUCAUCCUGUAGGGGUGCAUGGCCCUUGCUGCAAACUUUCAAUUUAAGUCAAAAUACAUUGGGUGAUUUAGAAAUGACUGGGCGAAGUCUAUCUCAUCUAAAACACCUUACUCACCUAGAUAUUAGCCGAAACAAUUUUGGUGAGAUUCCGGAAUUAUGUCAAUGGCCAGAAAACCUGAAAUAUUUAAAUAUCUCAGGCACUCAAAUACCCAAAUUAACAACGUGCAUUCCUCAAACUCUUGAAGUUUUGGAUGUUAGUAGUAAUAUUCUCAAUGAUUUUAGAUUAAAGCUGCCACGUCUGAAAGAGCUCUACAUUGCAAAAAACAAAUUAAAGACCUUGCCAGAUGCUCCAUUUAUUCCUAACUUAGUAGCCCUGAGAAUCAGCAGAAACAAAUUAACCAGUUUCUUUAAGGAAGAAUUUGGAUCAUUUAGGAAAAUAGAGACACUGGAUGCAGGUGACAAUAAUUUCAUCUGCUCUUGUGAAUUUCUCUCCUUCAUUCAAUAUCAGGAGGGAAUAGCUAAUGUAUUGGCUAACUGGCCAGAGAACUACAUCUGUGACUCUCCAUCUUCUGUGAGAGGACAGCAGGUAAAAGCUGCUCAACUUUCGCUGUUUGAAUGUCACAGAACUUUGGCCGUGUCCUUAAUUUGCAUUCUGGUGGUCUUGGUAAUCUUGUUUAUUGUGAUCCUGGGCUACAAACUUCAUGUGAUCUGGUACAUGAAAAUGACCUGGGCUUGGCUUCAGGCUAAAAGGAAACCCAGGAAAUCACAUAAUCACGACUUCUGCUAUGAUGCUUUUGUUUCCUACAGUGAAAGAGACUCAGAAUGGGUUGAAAACUUAAUGGUACAGGAACUUGAGAAUGCUAUCCCCCCAUUUAAACUGUGCCUUCAUAAACGGGACUUUGUGCCUGGGAAGUGGAUCGUUGACAACAUCAUUGACUCCAUUGAAAAAAGUCAUAAAACUCUGUUUGUGCUGUCAGAGCACUUUGUGCAGAGCGAGUGGUGCAAGUAUGAGCUGGAGUUCUCGCACUUUCGUCUCUUUGAUGAGCAUAAUGAUGCAGCAAUUUUGAUCCUUUUGGAGCCCAUUGAGGAGCAAACAAUUCCCAAAAGAUUCUGUAAACUGAGGAAAAUAAUGAACACAAAGACCUACCUUGAAUGGCCUCUUGACGAAAAUCAGCAGCAAAUAUUUUGGAAUAACUUGAAAACAGCAUUAAAAUCCUAUGAUGUCAUUUUAGGCUGA